AUGUGGGGCAAAGCUCUGGGCUCCCUUCUGCCCCCUUUGACCCCUGCGGUGACCCCAGGGAGGAACCUCACUCUGGACAACAAGAGAUCCCCAUGGUCUCUUGUACCCAUGUCAUCAAUGUGGGCCCUGAUCACAAAGGAAGGACUUAGAAAUGUGUUACUUAAGAAUGUAAGAACCCAGGAGCCGAAUCCUCGUAUCUUAAGGAAACUAGUUGUACGCGCAUCGCUAGAAGACUUCGACAUGUGUCACACUACGAAAGCAUGCCUGAUGAUCAGAGACGAGUGUCUGUUCAAGAACUUGCCCGUGGAAUACUGUUGGGAAGAGAUCAAGGGCAGCGAUAGCAGCAACGUCAGCGAUGACAUCUCCAACCCUGCGAGAUCGCAGCUGUCCAGCGAGCAAGGAGACCCAAGACCGGCCCAAACCAGCGUCCUCCACGGUAUCAAGCAGUCUUCCAACAAGCUGGUCAGGCAUGCCCUCGCGCACUCUCUUGGCCGCUGGUUGCUGUACCCGGGCUCCGUCUGCCUCUUCAACAAAGUCCCACUUUCUUUGCUAGUGAAGGGCCGGGCUCGCCUCAUGGAGGACUUUCACGGGAAGCGGGCCAAACUCGUCGCUCGGGAUGGGAACAAAAUUGACACCAUGUUUGUAGACAGGAGGAACAGGAAAGAUCCGAGGCAGAAGGGCAUGCGUUUGGUGAUUUGCUGCGAGGGCAACGGCAGCUUUUACGAAAUCGGCUGCCUUGCUACCCCACUAAAAGCCGGAUAUUCUGUCCUAGGGUGGAAUCACCCUGGUUUUGCUAGGAGCACGGGGAAACCUUACCCGAAGAACGACAUCAACGCCAUGGAAGUGGUACUCCAGUACGCUAUCCAUCGCCUUAACUUCAGCCUACCGGACAUUGUGAUCUAUGGCUAUUCCUUAGGCAGCUAUACAGCCACAUGGGCCGCCAUGACCUACCCGAACCUGGGUGGUUUGAUCUUGGAUGCCUCGUUCGACGGGCUGAUCCCUUUGGCAGUGAACAUGAUCGACAAGAGGUGGAAGAAGUUGGUGGUGAAGAUCGUGAUGGAGCAUUUCGACCUCAACGUGGUCCAUCAGCUGUGCAAGUACCCGGGGGCCGUCCUGCUGAUCCGGAGGACCCUCGACGAAAUCACCAGCACCGAGUUCAGCAAAGAGGACCGCGUUCCCAUGGCCAGGAGCAACCGAGCCAACCAGCUGCUGCUGCAGCUCCUGUGGACCCGUUAUCCUGAUAUCGUCGCUAGAACUCAGGGAGUUUUGCACCACUGGCUUUCCGCAGACAGCCUCCCACUGGAAUCCCUCAUCUACCACUACUUGUACAAGGUGAAUGAAAACUGGUGUGUCCAGAUGCUCCGGAGCUACAAAGAGAGCCUCGGACCAAAUGCCGAUUUCCCGUGGAAAAUUGGGAAAGGCCUCCCGCUCUCGCAGAAACAACAGCUGGCCCUAUUCCUGGCCAAGAAGCACAUGAAGAACGUGGUGACCACACAUGGGAGAACUUUGCCGGCGGAGGAGUUUCAGCUGCCCUGGAAGCUCUAA
Sphaerodactylus townsendi is the source of this 1545-nucleotide messenger RNA. Its product is annotated as protein ABHD16B-like. The record is from RefSeq and is a predicted model, not a curated record. Bases 1 to 1545 code for a protein of 514 amino acids. Gene Ontology annotation, biological process: monoacylglycerol catabolic process; phosphatidylserine catabolic process. The transcript has 2 exons. Gene Ontology annotation, cellular component: endomembrane system. Gene Ontology annotation, molecular function: monoacylglycerol lipase activity; glycerophospholipase activity. NCBI's taxonomy places the organism in Eukaryota, Metazoa, Chordata, Lepidosauria, Squamata, Sphaerodactylidae.